Molecule: messenger RNA, 2392 nt
Organism: Telopea speciosissima
Lineage: Eukaryota; Viridiplantae; Streptophyta; Magnoliopsida; Proteales; Proteaceae
Product: probable starch synthase 4, chloroplastic/amyloplastic
Exons: 10
Coding region: 62-2377 (771 amino acids)
Source: RefSeq, a predicted model, not a curated record
GUGGUGGAAACCGUUUCUCUCUCUGUAGAUCAGUUUGUCUCUGACUCUCCACAGAGGUUUAAUGGCGACGAAGCUGUCGACCCUUUAUGUGGGGCAUGGCUGGAAUGGCUUUCGCUUCUCCAGUAACUGGAAUCCACGGCUGCCUGUAACUCCUGCUCGCUUGCUACCUAUCUACUGCAAGAUGCGCCAGAGGACCUUCAGUUCCCAACAUAAGAGGCAGCAGGCCAAGAAAUUCUCUCCUAAACCACCUCCAAUGGAUGCAAAACUUCAGACAAGUGAUGAUGAAUGCAGUGAAGUUCAAAAUACUACUACAGAUGCCAUCACAAAUUCCCCCGAGGCAACCACAUCAUCCAGUGCUAAUGUUGAUACUUGUCUUCCUGCUGAAAAUACUGAGACAUUUUCUUACAGUUCAACUCUUGUGGAUGAAAAACCUCCGACAGAGAAUGGUGAUGGUGGAGAGCAGCUAUCAAUUGUUAGACUUGAGGAUUUGAUAGGAAUGAUAAGGAAUGCUGAAAAAAAUAUCUUGCUUCUGAAUGAAGCUCGGAUUCGUGCACUUAAAGAUCUUGAAAAUAUUCUUAGUGAGAAGGAGGCUUUGCAAGGAGAGAUCAACAUCUUGGAGAUGAGGCUGGCAGAAACUGAUGCAAAGAUUAAAGUUGCUGCUCAAGAAAAAAUACAUGUGGAAGUCCUUGAACAUCAGUUGGAGAAGUUGAAGAAUGAGCUUGCAGGAAGAACAACUGCUGGGGAAAGUGGCCAUGAUGCAUAUGAGGACCGAGACCAAAUUUUGAAGGAAGGUCUUCUCUUACAUAAUAACAGCUUAUAUUCUCUUGGCGGGGUUCAAUCUCUCAGUGAGGAGUUUAGUUCAUUAAGGAACGAGAAUAUGUUGUUGAAGGAGGAUAUACGAGAACUUAAGGCAGAACUGAAUGAUGUCAUGCAAGCUGAUGAGCGUGUAUUGUUGCUAGAGAAAGAUUGCUCUUCUUUGGAGGCUGCAUUGAAGGAUUUGGAGUCUAAACUUGUGGUUGCUCAGGCAGAUGUUUCAAAGCUUUCUUAUUUGCAAUUUGAAUGUAUUGACCUGCGGGAGAAGAUAGGAAAUUUGCAGGGAUUUCUUGAUAAGGCAACUAAACAAGCAGAUCAAGCUAUAUUAGCAUUACAGGAAAAUCAUGAGCUACGAAAGAAGGUUGACAGUUUGGAAGAAUCCCUAGAAGAUGCACAUGCAUAUCGAUUAUCGUCAGAAAAGAUGCAACAAUAUAAUGAGCUUAUGCAACAGAAAAUUAGACUCUUGGAAGAGCGCCUUCAAAGGUCUGACCAGGAGAUUUAUUCUAAUAUUGAGUUAUACCAACAAUCUGUGAAGGAAUUUCAAGAUACGUUGAAUAGUCUGAAAGAAGAAAGCAAAAAGACACGAGAUGGACCUGUGGAUGAUAUGCCAUGGGAAUUUUGGAGUCGGCUAUUGCUCAGUAUAGAUGGUUGGCUGCUUGAGAAGAAAAUAUCAUCCAAUGAUGCAAAAAUUUUAAGAGAAAUGGCAUGGAAGAGAGAUGGACGUAUUCGUGACACAUACUUGGCAUGCAGGGACAGAAAUGAACAUGAAGCAGUGUCUAUGUUUCUUAGGCUGACGUCGUCACCAACACAUUCUGGGUUGCAUAUCAUCCAUAUUGCAGCAGAAAUGGCACCAGUUGCAAAAGUUGGUGGUCUGGGGGAUGUUGUGGCUGGUCUCAGUAAGGUGCUGCAGAAGAAAGGACAUCUUGUGGAAAUUGUUCUUCCAAAGUAUGAUUGCAUGCAAUAUGAUCGUAUUGGUGACUUAAGGGCCUUAGAUGUAGCAGUGGAGUCAUAUUUUGAUGGCCAGUUAUUUAAGAAUAGAAUUUGGGUUGGAACAAUUGAAGGUUUGCCUGUCUAUUUCAUUGAACCUCAUCAUCCGGCUAAGUUUUUCUGGAGGGGACAGGUUUAUGGGGAGCAUGAUGAUUUCAAACGUUUUUCUUUCUUCAGCCGUGCAGCACUUGAGUUGCUUCUUCAAGCUGGCAAGAAGCCCGACAUAAUUCACUGCCAUGAUUGGCAGACAGCUUUUGUUGCACCACUUUAUUGGGACAUAUAUGUUCACAAAGGUCUUGAUUCAGCUAGGAUAUGCUUUACAUGCCACAAUUUUGAGUAUCAAGGAAUAGCCUCUGCUUCAGAGUUGGCAUCCUGCGGCCUUGAUGUUCACCAGCUAAACAGACCAGAUAGGAUGCAGGAUAACUCAGCCCAUGGCAGAGUCAAUCCUGUCAAGGGUGCCAUUGUGUUUUCUAAUAUCGUGACAACAGUAUCACCCACGUAUGCGCUAGAGGUGCGGACUCCAGAGGUAAGAAUUAUUUUCUGGUGGAAUUUUAAUUGCUUGUGCUAUUAUUUUUAAUUAAUGCUAGUUGCU